Molecule: messenger RNA, 3443 nt
Organism: Myxocyprinus asiaticus (Chinese sucker)
Lineage: Eukaryota; Metazoa; Chordata; Actinopteri; Cypriniformes; Catostomidae
Gene: mief1
Product: mitochondrial elongation factor 1
Exons: 4
Coding region: 1-1401 (466 amino acids)
Biological process (GO): mitochondrion organization; positive regulation of mitochondrial fission
Cellular component (GO): mitochondrial outer membrane
Source: RefSeq, a predicted model, not a curated record
AUGGCAGGAGUGAACGGAGAUCGUAAGGGGAAGAAAGAUGAUAAUGGGCUUGGCACGGCGAUUGACUUUGUUCUCUCCAAUGCAAAGCUGGUGCUGGGAGUCGGGGGUGCAGCCAUGCUUGGUAUCGCCACUCUGGCAGUCAAAAGAAUGUACGACAGAGCUCUUAGUGCUCCAUCCAGCCCCACUAAAGCCGACCAAUCAGGACGGAGAAGUUGGGAGGAGCCGAGCUGGCUGGGGUCAUCACCACGAACACUGAACCAUGACAUGAAGCAGAACGUCAGCCGUUCUCUCCAGACGCUCCCCACCUCCUCCAGCUCCUUCAAGCCAGAUUCUUUGCGUCGUGUGAUGUGUCGUGGCAGUGGUAAGGCUGAGCUCCAGAGGGCACGGAUGCGUCUGUCACUACAGGAACACCUCUGGGCCUUCUUUCAUGAGCGAGUGAUGAUCCCCUCUGAAGAGCAGGCUGUGGCUCGACGUGCUGCAUUGGAUAUCUGUGCCGAGCUCCGAGUCUUCCUCCAUGCCAAAUUACCUGAUAUGCCCUUACGAGAAAUGUACCUCAGCGGCAGUCUUUAUGACGACCUCCAGGUAGUGACUGCAGACCAUGCCCAGCUGAUGGUACCCAUGAUUCUUGAGAAGAAUCUCUGGUCAUCUAUUCCUGGUGAGGACACCAUCAUGAAUGUUCCCGGCUUCUGGCUGGUCCGUCGGGAAAACCUUGAAUACUUCCCUCGUGGGAGCAGCUACUGGGACCGUUGCAUGGUGGGCGGCUACCUUUCCCCAAAGAGUGUUCUGGAAGUCUUUGAGAAGCUUGUUGCUGGCUCCAUUAACUGGCCCGCAAUCGGUAGCGUUUUAGACUACAUAAUUCGUCCCAUGGUUCCAUCGGAAACGCUAACGUUGGAAGUGCAGUACGAAACAGACCGUCACCUUUACGUAGACUUCCUCCCGUUGCUUGUUAUGGAAGAUGGAGCCUCGCUGAUCGCCAAACCGCAUCGAUUGGCCGCCGAACGCCACGAGAAUUUAUGGCGGCAGAGUUUUCGAGUGGCAGAGACGGCAAAGUUACGUGCUCUCGAUCAGGAAGAUGGUGGGUGUCGUAGCGCUUGUCUCAAAGUUGUUAAAGCGGUGUGUAAACUAAAUCCCGCGCUGGCACGAUUAAACGCAAGCCAGCUCACUAAUGCAAUCCUUCUCCUAAGUGAACAGGAGGGCGAUUGGACUCAGGAAGCGCUGGCUGACCGUUUUCUGCAGCUGCUUCGUGCACUAGUGGGACACCUAGAGGCUGGGAGGCUACCCUGCACCCUAAAUCACAAAGUCAAUCUAUUCUGUGAGCUUACUCCACAGGAAAUCGAUGAACUGGGAUACACACUAUACUGUGCAUUGUCCGACCCAGAGAACCUGCUGAGAACUGUUUAACAAAUAUACGUAUGCUCACACACUACCGUUUGGCCCCUGUGCAAAGCCAAGACCUGUGGUUCCCAACCCUUUUCCUGGAGGCCCCCCCAACACUACACAUUUUGGAUAUCUCCCUAAUCAAACACACCUGUUUCAACUCAUCAGCUCAUUAGUGGAGACUCCAAGACCUGAAUUGGGUGUGUCAGAAAAGGGAGAUAUACAAAAUGUGCAGUGUUGGGGGGCCUCCAGGAACAGGUUUGGGAACCACUGGCCUAAACAAACAUACAAAAAAAUAUUUUCUGAUGUGUCCUGGUAAUACCUGCAAGUAAUACCACCGAAUCUUCUUCGUCAUAUUAUAUAUGACCCUUCGUAUAUCAUUAAGGUAUAUGUGGCUCUCCUAGGGAUGUUUUGAAGUAUCAAUCAAUUUAUUUAGUUGAGAAUCAGAGACCAUCAGUGCUCCAAACACUCAAAUUUUUAAGAUUUACACAACUUAAUCUCAUAAUACAUUUUUGUUUUAUUAUAUAUAUAUAUAUAUAUAUAUAUAUAUAUAUAUAUAUAUAUAUAUAUAUAUAUAUAUAUUAUUAAUAUGUUUUUGUAUUUUUUUUGUAAAAGAUUACUCAAUUCAAUUUGAUCGAAUUUUGUGAUGAAAUUUAAAUGCGUAAAUCUUUAAAUAAUUGUUUUGAUUGUCAGUAUUUUUUAAUGUUACGUUCUGAAGUUAUUUGUUGUGUGAAACAUGGUUCAGUAUUUCUUCAGGUUUAGCUCCUGGAUUCAUUUAAAAUACUUGCAUCUGAGUAAGCUGCCUUUGGGUUACUUAUGUGACAGAAAUUUCAGAUUAUUCAAAUUGUUUGGUUGGGUAAGCAAAUGCCUCUGACCAUCAAAACAGAAUGUUACUCUUAGUUACCUUUUAAAUUUCAAGUGAUGUUUAGGCACAUAAUUGAAUCUCUUUUAAGAACUAAGUUUCUGAAAUAUAUAUAUAUAAAGAUUGAAAUACUUCACAAAAAAUUGAUAUUUUGUAAUUUGUUAAAAAAUGUACAAUUAUUUCUCUGAAACCUUGUUCUUUCCAGUUUGUCUGUCUAUUAAUCAAAAUUGGAGUUAGUGAAUGCGAAGAAAAACAUUAAUAAAGUAAAAACAAAAACAUGUUUUACCAUCCGUGCUGUUAAAACAUGCAAAUGACCUAGAAUUGAAGCUGUGCUAAUGGAGUAACAUUAUACUUUUUUGUUUGUUGAAAUUAUUGCAAACAUUGCUUGUUUUCAGCUACAUUCUGAUCUUUCUAAAGUUGGUCAUACAGAUGUUUCAGGAGAGAGUGGUGGAUGUUAAUUGUUAAAACGGGUUACUAUCACUCUGAGUACUAAGUAUUUAUCUGAAUUAAUGCAUCUUAUUUAAAUGGCUAAACAAAGAUUAGAAUACUGUAUGUAUUAAAGAUGGCUAAUAAACCCAAACAGCCCAUGCAGUCCUCUAGGAAGACUUUGUUUCCAUGUAAACCGUAAAUGUAAAACCGGUUCCCAUCUCUUAUUUUUCAGUGGAUGUGUGGGUUUUAAAGUAUGUUUGAAUGAACUGAGUGUGCAAAGACAUGUAAAUGAGCUUAAUAAAACAUGCUUCAUAAAAAUCAUAGAGACAUUGUAGUAUUUUUCUAUUGAUUGUACAGAUGUAACCAAAAAACAGUAGAGAGUGUCGAUUGAUAGAACAAAAUAUCAAAUAGGCUAGGUCUCUAUAAUGCCAAACCUUGCAGGAGAUGAUGUGUUUAAUUGAAGCAUUUAUUUAGCUUGAAUAACCGGAACACCUGUGUCCACCUGUGUUAUGUCGCAGAUACACAUUUACCCUGCAAAUUAUAUUUAUACGUCUGAGCAGCAACAAAUCCAAAGUACUGUAGACUUCAACUUCUAUCUUGUGGGUUUAUAGCUUGGCCUAGUACUUUGCAUGAUGUUUGUGUAUUUGUUUCUUCAUUUGCAGGUGAUUAUUUUUAUUAAAGAGCACUUUGUAUCAUUUAUAAAUGUUCUAAAGAGUUUUUCUGUGCUGCUAUACAGAGCACAGUGUGGAAAUAAAAUAGAAUGGAGUGAAAAUGG